GAACGCACUGGGUCAAAACAAAGCAUGUGGAUGCAGGAGCUGUUAGAAGGGAACUUCUCCUUGAGAUGAGGAAAUCCUAACAGUCAGCAGCCACGUGUGGGUUGCAUCUUGAUGAUCUCUGGCGCGGAGCAGGAGGGAACUAUUGGGAGCUUCCCAACGGCCCCCUAUUAUUAUUUAGUUACUUAUCAACUGACUGAAGAGGGGGAAGCAGCAAGCAAGCAUCCAUCCUCUUCGACGCAAGAAGCAGCAGCAAUGGAUGCCCUUAUUGCGAGCCAGUUGUGGAUGGCGGGCAACACCAGGUCUCUAUCUCCAACCUCCUCCAUUCGAUUUUCCCAUCCAACCCCCAAAAAGAAAAUCGCCUUCGAUGCCAUGACCAUCCGAUCACUCUCACCAUCAUCCUCCUCUUCCCUUUCCAUGUCUCCCCAGGCAAAGGCAGAUUGUUGCAAAAGGGAGUCCAGAACAUCAGCAGGAUGGGUCCAGCAUCAGGCGAAGCAAUAGGUGGAAUCGGGGAAAGAAUGUUAACAAAUUUGAAGACUUUGUUAUGAGUGCGUUUACAUUAAUCUCGUGAUUAGUGGAUUAAUGAAUGAGUUGUAAUUUUCGUAUUAUUAGUUUGUUGAGAGACGGUUACAUCCACUCACAAUGUCCUGGCAUAGUACCUGUUUGUUAAAAUGCCAGAGUGGAAUAUUUGUUUUGAUUUGUAAUCAAUUGCCAGGUUGUGGCUAUAUAACUGAAGGAUCAAUGAGAAGGAUGGCAUCUUUGGCCAUAAUUCCUCUCAAUUCCUCUUAUCUCUUCCUCUCUAACCUUCUCCCUCCUCCUAUUCUCUUCUUAUUCUCUGCAACUCCUCUGAAUUCAUCCUUUGUAUUUCCAGAAUCGCAUCAACUUGGUGCUUUCAUUGAUCUAUGACUGACGGCAUGAUGACACGAGCAAAGGCGGUGGAUGAACAGCUUUCAGCUAUAGCCGAUCAGCUAGCUCGUCAUGAUGCAGUCUUCACCAAGAUUGAUUCCCUCUGUGCGACUGUGCAACAACACUCUGAUUCCUUCGAUCUGCUGCGCAAGAGUCACGCUGAGUCCUUUGACAUUCUCCGAAGUUCCCUCGCGGCCCAACAAUCCGUGAUGGCGGAAAUGAUGAUGAAAUUGCAGCAGCUUGACAAGGCUACCACUCAUCCCCCUCUGCUUCCACUUCCAACACCGAAACAAGGUACAAACCUUCUCCAAGCUUCACCACUAUCCCCACUGUCUCUCCAUUCUUCAUCCUCUAUGCCGUCCACUCGAUUGCCAACUAUUGACGUUCCGCUAUUCACUGGCGAGAAUGUCUUGGGUUGGUUGUUUCAAAUGAAUCACUUCUUUUCAUUUCAUCAAAUUCCUGAUGAUCAUCGGCUGCCCAUCGCGGCGUUCUAUAUGUCUGGAUCGGCACUGCAAUGGUUCCAAUGGCUUCAUACCACCGAUCAGUUACAUCAUUGGGAUGAUUUUGUUCGUAAAUUGGAACUCCGUUUUGGACCUUCCUCUUUUGCGAAUCAUGAGGCAGCCCUCUUCAAGCUCAAACAAACCUCAUCUCUCACAGCAUAUCUUCAGGAGUUUGAGUCCUUAUCUACCAGGGUCGUCGGAUUGAGCCAACAGAGCCUUCUUAACUGUUUUUUAUCAGGCCUCCGUGAAGAUGUCCAGCGGGAGCUCUACAUACUGAAACCGGCCUCCAUUCACGAUGCUGUCGGUAUGUCCAAAUUGGUGGAAGACAAGUUCCAAGCUAGCAGAUCUGCUGCAUCAAGGGCUCUGUUUCAUCGUCCUCCGGCCUUAGCACCAAAUCCAUCGGCACAACGCCCCAACUCUCUUCCAAUCAAGCGGCUUACGCCAACGGAGAUGGCGGCCCGACGAGAGAAGGGCUUGUGUUUUAAUUGCGAUGCCAAAUUUACACCGGGACACAGAUGCAAUCCUGCUCAAUUCCUAUGUUUGUUAAUGGAACCAGAGGAUUUGGUUUCGCCGACCGAGGAACCUCCACCGGAGUUACAAGCUCCUUCACUGGAUCUUGUUCCAGAAGGAUACUUGGACGCUGAAACCCCGAGUAUCUCCCUUCAUGCUCUGACGGGGCAGGUUGUUCCAUCGACUUUGAAGAUCGCCGGCACCAUCAACGGGAAAGACAUCAUCGUCCUCAUUGAUGGUGGCUCCACCAACAAUUUCGUGCAGACGAAAUUGGCCAAUCAUUUGGGUUUAACGGUCCAGCCCUCCAAUCAUUUACGGGUCACGGUUGGGAAUGGAGAUGCUGUCACGUGUGGUGGUGCGUGCUUGGCGGUUCCCUUAAAGCUAGGUGACGAGACAUUUGUGGUGGAUCUUCUCUUAUUGCCAAUUUAUGGUGCAGACGUGGUUCUUGGCGUGCAAUGGAUGCGCCAACUUGGCCCGAUCCUGUUUGAUUAUGGGGAAUUGUGGAUGGAGUUCAAUCAUUUGGGACAUCAAGUUCGAUUGAAGGGGUUAGAUCGAGUCCAAUAUGAUUCAACCCGCCCGGCUUCUCUCCGUCAAUCACAGUCGGACUCAGCCCAGUUAUACCAACUAACGGUUGAACCCGUUUAGACAAACCCGAACCCGACUUUUGAUGACUCGGCGCCCA
Dioscorea cayenensis subsp. rotundata (Guinea yam) is the source of this 2595-nucleotide messenger RNA. RefSeq lists its product as uncharacterized. The record is from RefSeq and is a predicted model, not a curated record. Bases 900 to 2558 code for a protein of 552 amino acids. The transcript has 3 exons. NCBI's taxonomy places the organism in Eukaryota, Viridiplantae, Streptophyta, Magnoliopsida, Dioscoreales, Dioscoreaceae.